AUGGCGGCCCCUGUGCUGCUGCUGCUGCUGCUGGGGGCCGUGGGUCCGGUAUGCGGUCUCCUGGAGGGCCUGUACUGUGGGACGGAGGUCUGCUAUGACGUGCUCGGUGUGACACGUGACGCGUCCAAAGCGGAGAUCGCACGUGCGUACCGGCAGCUCGCGCGGCGCUUCCACCCGGACCGGUACCGUCCGGACCCGGGCCAGAGCCCCGAAGAGGCGGCCCGGCUGUUCCUGCAGGUGGCCACGGCUUACGAGACCCUGAAGUACUACAGCUGGCACAGCAGCUAUAACGAGGCCAUAAAGUACCUGGUGACAGUUCCUAAGUACCGGCUGCAGGCCGUGACGAUCGCGCAGGAGCAGGGCCUGCUGCUCCCUGUGAAGGAGCGAGGGAAGAACAGGAGGAGCAAGGAGGAGGUGCGGGACCAGGAGGAGCAGGUGAUCCGCUCCAUCAUCCAGACCAAGAUCGACAUCAAGGGCAGUUACCAGAAGCCUAGUGUGUGGGACCUCCUGCUGUGUCAGCUGGUCCUGGCUCCUGUCACCAUGAUUCGGUUCCUGGUGUGGAACCUCACCUGGUUCUACCGCUUCAGGCUUCGAGGAGAACCAUAUGGACCUGAGGAGCAGCGAUACCUCAUCAGGAAGAACAUGAAGAUGUCUCAGUCUCAAUUUGAUUCUCUGGAGGACUGCACUGUCCAGGACUUCCUGCAGAGGGAGCUGUGGAUCCCAGAAAAGUACCAGUCCGUGUGGGCGUAUAAGGCACAAAGAUGA
Knipowitschia caucasica is the source of this 765-nucleotide messenger RNA. NCBI's taxonomy places the organism in Eukaryota, Metazoa, Chordata, Actinopteri, Gobiiformes, Gobiidae. The record is from the annotation of a GenBank genome assembly.